Molecule: messenger RNA, 1197 nt
Organism: Synchiropus splendidus (mandarinfish)
Lineage: Eukaryota; Metazoa; Chordata; Actinopteri; Syngnathiformes; Callionymidae
Gene: golga7
Product: golgin A7
Exons: 6
Coding region: 85-516 (143 amino acids)
Biological process (GO): protein targeting to membrane; peptidyl-L-cysteine S-palmitoylation; Golgi to plasma membrane protein transport
Cellular component (GO): palmitoyltransferase complex; Golgi stack
Source: RefSeq, a predicted model, not a curated record
ACCUUUAACUCCAGCCGCAGUUUCUACGUGCGUGUUACCGUGGAGCGCUUACCGACAGCAGCAGCUAUCGGAAGAUAAACAAACAUGGCGGAGACCCACAGUUUGCAGGACAUGAGGCAGCAGGCGGCUGUCGCUGCCAAAGUCUUCAUACAGAGAGACUACACGAAUGGAACUGUGUGCCAGUUCCAGACCAAGUUCCCCUCUGAACUGGAGACCAGGAUCGAAAAGCAGCAGUUUGAGGAGACCAUUCGGAUUCUGAACAACCUGUACGCUGAGGCAGAGAAGCUGGGAAGCCAGUCGUAUAUCGAAGGUUGCCUGGCCUGUCUCACCGCUUACACCGUCUUCCUGUGUAUGGAGACGCACUAUGAGAAGGUUUUGAAGAAGAUUGCAAAGUAUAUUCAGGAGCAGAAUGAUAAGAUCUACGCUCCCCGGGGCCUCCUGCUCACCGACCCCAUCGAGAGAGGACUGCGAGUUAUCGAGGUCACCAUCUUCGAAGACCGAAGCCUCACCAGAUAAAAGCCGCCUGGCAGGAGCCUCUCAGUUGGAGCACGCGCCGCCCACCUCCACGACCAUCCCACACCGGACCCCUCAACUCUGCGUCUUUACAAUCGGAGAAGCUUCGACAGCCUCCCGCACGCUGCCGCGUGUGUUCACCGAGCUUUUGACAGGACCUGCCCGUCUUUGUUUCUCACUUAUUGUGGAAGAGCACAAGCCCCAUCACUCCGCAUGUCAGCGUGUUUCCCCCGUGAGCUCCAAACAUUCCUUCAGGUUUUGAUUCCACGCCGGUGCCAGGCAUGUGAUGUUGUAGUCCUGACGUCCGUAUGGGUGAGCUGGCUCCGACUGAAGCAUGGAAAGUGCUCUUGUGUGUCGACGUGCCUGUGCCACAUCUGAAUGUUGCUUUUAAUCCAUCCUGCUCUGUAACUUUAUAUGACUUUUUAAUCUUUUUUUUUAUGACCGUUUCAUCUCUCAAACCUCCUGAAUGUUCGUCCCCUUCUCUUCUACUUACAUCGACCACCAACCUGGGGGCCAUGAUGGACUUUUGAAAAUCUCUUUUCUGAUUGGUGACUAAUGUAAAUAUGUUGAUGACUCUGUUUUGCUGACGUGGUAUUUAUCUUGUUCCUGUUGACGUGUAGUCAAGCACCGAUCAAUAAAAUGUCAAUGUAACCGCCUCACCCGGGGCUUUUGGCGUCUCUUUAU